Rattus norvegicus (Norway rat) is the source of this 5201-nucleotide messenger RNA. RefSeq names its product neurocan (gene Ncan). The coding region runs from base 77 to 3868 and encodes 1263 amino acids. Gene Ontology annotation, molecular function: calcium ion binding; hyaluronic acid binding. Gene Ontology annotation, biological process: cell adhesion. The record is from RefSeq and is marked validated. Gene Ontology annotation, cellular component: perineuronal net; extracellular region. The transcript is spliced from 15 exons. NCBI's taxonomy places the organism in Eukaryota, Metazoa, Chordata, Mammalia, Rodentia, Muridae.
AACACCGGAGCCAGGCGUCGCGUCCUUUGUGCCCGGAACCGUGGGGAUGUGUCCGCGCUAAGGAGCCAGCUCCAGUAUGGGGGCCGAAUCUGUCUGGGCCUCAGGCCUCCUGGUGCUGUGGCUGCUUCUCCUAGUGUCUGGGGAUCAGGACACACAGGACACCACCACCACGGAAAAGGGGCUUCACAUGCUGAAGUCGGGGUCAGGACCCAUCCAGGCUGCUUUGGCAGAGUUAGUGGCCCUGCCCUGCUUCUUUACCCUUCAACCACGGCAAAGCCCCCUGGGAGACAUUCCUCGGAUCAAGUGGACGAAAGUUCAGACUGCAUCAGGCCAGCGACAGGAUUUGCCAAUCUUGGUGGCCAAAGACAACGUGGUGCGUGUGGCCAAGGGCUGGCAGGGACGGGUGUCAUUGCCUGCCUAUCCCCGGCACAGAGCCAAUGCUACACUUCUGUUGGGGCCACUGCGAGCCAGUGACUCUGGGCUGUAUCGCUGCCAAGUGGUGAAGGGUAUCGAGGAUGAGCAGGACCUGGUAACCCUGGAAGUGACAGGCGUCGUGUUCCAUUAUCGGGCGGCCCGGGACCGCUAUGCGUUGACCUUCGCUGAGGCCCAGGAGGCUUGUCACCUGAGCUCCGCUACCAUUGCGGCUCCAAGGCACCUGCAGGCUGCGUUCGAAGAUGGCUUUGACAACUGCGAUGCGGGCUGGCUCUCAGACCGCACGGUCCGGUACCCGAUCACUCAGUCGCGUCCCGGUUGCUAUGGUGAUCGCAGCAGCCUGCCAGGUGUCCGGAGCUACGGGAGACGCGACCCGCAGGAACUCUACGAUGUCUACUGCUUUGCCCGCGAGCUAGGGGGUGAAGUCUUUUACGUGGGCCCCGCCCGCCGACUGACCCUGGCGGGGGCGCGGGCACUGUGUCAGCGUCAGGGUGCAGCGCUGGCCUCCGUGGGACAGUUGCACCUGGCCUGGCACGAGGGCCUGGACCAGUGCGACCCGGGCUGGCUGGCAGACGGCAGCGUGCGCUACCCGAUCCAGACUCCACGGCGGCGUUGCGGGGGCUCCGCUCCAGGUGUGCGCACAGUGUACCGCUUCGCCAACCGCACUGGCUUUCCUGCGCCAGGAGCCCGCUUCGACGCCUACUGCUUCCGAGCUCAUCACCAUACACCACAACGUGGAGACUCCGAGAUCCCCUCAUCUGGAGAUGAGGGGGAGAUUGUGUCAGCAGAGGGGCCGCCAGCCCCAGAACUAAAGCCCAGAUUGGGGGAGCAGGAGGUGAUAACACCUGACUUCCAGGAACCUCUCGUAUCCAGUGGAGAAGAUGAACCCCUAGAUUUGACAAGGACACAAGCAUCUCAGGAGACGCUCGCCUCUACCCCAGGGGGUCCCACACUGGCUUCAUGGCCCUCUCGGGAAAAGUGGCUGCUUACAGGUGUCACAAGCUCCACGGGUGUCCCCAGCCCCAGCAGCCUGGGAGUAGACAUGGAAGAGACAACACCCUCAGGCACACAGGUAGCCCCCACCCCCACAAUGAGGAGGGGCCGCUUUAAAGGGUUGAAUGGUCGACACUUCCAGCAACAGGGCCCAGAAGACCAGCUUCUGGAGGCAGCAGAGGCCAGUGCCCAGCCUCCCACCCUGGAAGUUACUGCUGACCACAUGGGGCCUUCUGCAGCCACAGAGGCCUUGGAGAGUGACCAGAGCCACAGUCCUUGGGCCAUUCUGACCAAUGAAGUGGAUGUGCCAGGGGCAGGCUCUCUUGGCAGCAGGAGUCUCCCAGAGUCCCGGAAGUGGUCCCCGUCGCUGAUUUCACCCAGUACUGUCCCGAGCACUGACAGUACUCCUGGCCUGAAGCCAGGGGCAGAUGAGGCCCCUGGUGUGAAGUCAGCCAUCCACCACCCACCCUGGUUGCCCUCAGAACCCGCUGUCCCAUCCUCCAUUCCCUCAGAGGCCCUAAGUGCUGUCUCCCUACAGGCAUCCCCUGGUGAUGGCUCUCCAGACUUCCCCAUUGUAGCCAUGCUUCGAGCCCCCAAACUGUGGCUUCUGCCACACUCUACACUCGUCCCGAAUGUGUCCCCAAUCCCACUCUCCCCAGCUUCUCCACUCCCCUCCUCGGUCCCAGAAGAACAGGCUGUCAGACCUGUCAGCUUUGGAGCAGAAGACCCCGAGACCCCAUUUCAGACCACCAUGGCUGCCCCAGGUGAAGCCAGCCACGGAUCCCCUGAGGCAGACUCCAUAGAAAUCGAGGGGAUCAGCUCCAUGCAGGCUACAAAGCACCCCAUCUCUGGCCCAUGGGCUUCUUUGGACUCCAGUAAUGUGACAGUGAAUCCUGUCCCUUCUGAUGCUGGCAUCCUAGGGACUGAGUCUGGGGUCUUGGACUUACCAGGGAGUCCCACAUCAGACGGACAGGCCACUGUGGACAAGGUGCUGGCCACCUGGCUACCACUGCCUGGCCACGGACUGGACACUGGCUCCCAGUCCACACCCAUGGAAGCCCAUGGAGUAACCAUGAGUGUGGAACCUACAGUGGCUUUGGAAGGAGGUGCCACCAAAGACCCAAUGGAGGCCACCAUGGAUGUGGUCCCCAGCACUGUUGAUGCCACUUCGGGGUCUGAACCCAAAAGUUCCAUUUCUAGCACCCAUGUGGUUGUGACUGCAGCUGGGGACCAGGGCACACCCACACUGACCCCUACAAGCUCUGAAGGUCAGGUGGUGGCCCAGGAGUCACUGGGAACCCUCACCAGUCUGCCUUCUCAUCCCUGGUCAUCUCUGGCCUCCAGCAUGGACGAAGUGGCCUCGGUUUCCUCAGGAGAACCCACAGGGUUGUGGGACAUCCCCAGCACUCUGAUACCUGUGUCCUUGGGCUUGGAUGAAUCAGACCUGAAGGUUGUGGCUGAGAGCCCAGGCUUGGAGGGCUUCUGGGAAGAGGUGGCCAGUGGGCAGGAAGACCCCACGGAUCCCUGCGAGAACAACCCUUGUCUGCACGGGGGCACCUGCCGCACAAAUGGCACCAUGUACGGCUGUAGUUGUGAUCAGGGCUAUGCUGGGGAGAAUUGUGAAAUUGACAUUGAUGACUGCUUGUGCAGCCCUUGUGAGAAUGGGGGUACCUGCAUUGAUGAGGUGAAUGGUUUCAUCUGCCUCUGUCUCCCCAGCUAUGGGGGCAACCUGUGCGAGAAGGACACAGAAGGAUGCGACCGUGGCUGGCACAAAUUCCAGGGCCACUGCUACCGCUACUUUGCUCAUCGGCGGGCCUGGGAGGACGCAGAGAGAGACUGCAGGCGCCGAGCCGGCCACCUGACAAGUGUCCACUCCCCAGAAGAGCACAAGUUUAUUAACAGUUUUGGACACGAGAAUUCAUGGAUUGGCCUGAAUGACAGGACAGUAGAGAGGGACUUCCAGUGGACAGACAACACAGGACUGCAAUAUGAGAACUGGAGAGAGAAGCAGCCGGAUAAUUUCUUCGCAGGUGGGGAGGAUUGUGUGGUGAUGGUGGCGCAUGAGAAUGGACGCUGGAAUGAUGUCCCCUGUAACUACAACCUCCCCUACGUCUGCAAGAAGGGUACAGUGCUGUGUGGGCCCCCUCCAGCAGUGGAGAAUGCCUCUCUUGUUGGUGUGCGCAAGGUCAAGUACAAUGUCCAUGCCACUGUGCGAUACCAGUGUGAUGAAGGAUUCUCCCAGCACCAUGUGGCUACCAUCCGAUGCCGAAACAAUGGGAAGUGGGACCGGCCUCAGAUUGUGUGCACCAAGCCCAGGCGGUCACAUCGGAUGCGUCGACACCACCACCAUCCACACCGGCAUCACAAGCCACGCAAGGAGCACAGAAAACACAAGAGACACCCAGCGGAAGACUGGGAGAAAGAUGAAGGGGAUUUCUGCUAACGAUCCAGACUAAUCAAGCACAAGCUCCCACACCUCCUCCAGAGCAUUCCCCUGGGGACCCAGAACCCAGACAGCCACCAGAGAGAGGGUGGGGACACCCUGGAGCCCCACACCCCUGCAGUCGGUCCUCUGUACAAAGCUCAGAUCACCCUCUCCUUCCUUACUGAGGUCCUCCUGGCAGGGGUGGCGGGACCUGAGAGGCCAUUCUGGUCUGGCUGAGCCCUUAGGAUUACUUCCCAGCUGUCAAAGGGAGUCUCGAAGUCUGCAUCCAUGAGGGGCAAACAGUAUGUCUGUGGGCGCUGGGUAGUGACUUUCACACCAGAGAUUCAGGCUUCGUAAACAGCGGACUAUACUGAAUCCAUGGCAAACCUUUGGUUAAAGUCACUGUAUUUGAGUGGAGGACCAGCAGAGCAAACAGGAUGCUCUGUGGUCCCCUGGGAUCCCCUAAGGGCAGGCUUCCAUCCCUCCGUCUUUCUUUUUUCCCUUUCUCCUUCCUCCCUCUCAAUUCCAACACUGCCAGGCCUCAACCUAGGCUGGCCUUGAACUGACUAUUGUAGAAGGAUGUCCUUGAAGUCUCAAUCCUCCUGCCCCUGUGCCACCAUGCCUACCUGGUUUAUUUGGUGCUGGACAUGGAACCCAGCGCUGGGCAAGUGCUCUCUCUACUAACCAGCUCUGGUCUUUGGUCUUGGUGCAGACCACUAAAUCUAGUGUGGAACUCUUGUAUAUUGAAUUUUAGUGAUGUCUCUUAGCCUGGCCUCCGUGGCUUCCUAGGGGAGGUUCCUCAGAGCAAUGGGGGUGGGGAGGGUUACUCUAUUGCUGACUCCCCACGUCUAGUGCAGCGCUGAGAUCUGGUGGUUCUAUUUUGGGUUGUUUUUGUUUUGAGACAGGGCCUCACUGUGCAGCUCUAGCUGGCCUGGAACUUGCUAUGUAGACCAGGCUAGCCUGGAACUCAGCGAUCUGUCUGCCUCUGCCUCUCUAGUUACUAUGCCCAGCCUUCUUUUGUUUUACUGACCUAGGAUCUCUAUAGCCCAGGCUGGGUUUCAGUCCACAGCGAUCAGAUCCUUUCUCAACCACCUAAGAGCUGAGGUGACAGGCACACCAUCACGUGUGGCACUUUUGUGGGUGUGUGAUGGCAAAUCUCCCACACCCAUGUGUCCAGACGUGAGACAGCAGAGUAGAGUGUACUGGAUGCUGCUGUAUCCCUCUCCUCCAUCUCUCAGGGAGACAGACAACCUUCUGCCCGGACCAAGAUGCUGCCAUGUUUUCUAACCCAGAGCCUGUCUUUACUAAAACCCUCUCAGCAGACCUCAGUAAAUCUCCUGCCUCAGAUCCC